UUGGAAAGAUUUAUACGGGCUAGCAUCCAAACACCCAUCAACCAAAUCCGUCUCGCGGCAGGCGCCCCGUCUGUGCGGCCAUGACGAGUGCCUCCGAGCUCUUCACCGUGCGCCGCGCCGGCCGCGGGCCCCGCCUCUCGGACCCCGAUCCCGACCCGGAUCCACACGCCGACGCGCUCCGGGACACGCACGGCCUCGGCGGCCGGCGCCGCCGCCGCGGGUGCCGCCCGCGCCGCCAGCUCGACGCCGCGGGGGACGUGCGGCAGCACCUGCACACCGGGGCCCCGCCCCCGCGCCGCCGCGGGUCGUACACCGAUCAGAUCUUAUCGUACAUAGACAAUAACAACGUUGGGGAUUCUGCAGCUCGGAGGAACAGACUUGACAGGUUGAUGUUCAGGAAAAAUGAGCGGCUUCCGGGUGCUGUACUGCAAGCACAAGCACGUGUCCUUGAGAGACUUGGAGGCAUUUCUCUUGGCUCAUCAGUCUCCAGGCCAUCCAUCUUAUUAGAUGAAUUUUCUGCCAGCGAUGUGUUCAGAAUCAUUGACUUCAGAAACAGGGAAACCCCGCAUGAGGCAAAUGGGCCCAGCUCAUUAUCGUUCCACCUGAGCAGUGAAUCAGAUGAAGAAAUCCCAACCAUCAGUUUGACUAACUUCCACAGGUCACGUGGACUGAGCAAGGCGGCUUUCUUUCGGCUACAGAUUGAGAUUUUUGAGGCUAGCAAAGAUGACAACAGGGAGGCAUCUCCGGAAUGCUCCAUCUGCCUUGAUGGAUUUUACGAUGGAGAUGAGCUGAUAAGGCUGCGCUGUGGGCACAGGUUCCACUCGACAUGCUUGGAGCCAUGGGUGCGGAAAUGUGCAGACUGCCCCUAUUGUCGAACAAAUAUCUGAUCAUGGUCCUGAUGAAAAGAUCUUGGUUCUGAAUUGGAUUAUACCAGCACGAAGAUGCAUCGUUGUAAAUCACUGUUAAUCCGGUGCUCCUAUGACAUAACUCUAUUAAGUUUCGUUUCUAG
This is a messenger RNA of Phragmites australis (common reed), 1009 nucleotides long. RefSeq names its product probable E3 ubiquitin-protein ligase RHY1A. NCBI's taxonomy places the organism in Eukaryota, Viridiplantae, Streptophyta, Magnoliopsida, Poales, Poaceae. The coding region runs from base 81 to 887 and encodes 268 amino acids. The record is from RefSeq and is a predicted model, not a curated record. The transcript has 2 exons.